This is a messenger RNA of Lingula anatina, 1512 nucleotides long. RefSeq names its product 15-hydroxyprostaglandin dehydrogenase [NAD(+)]. Lineage: Eukaryota; Metazoa; Brachiopoda; Lingulata; Lingulida; Lingulidae. The record is from RefSeq and is a predicted model, not a curated record. Gene Ontology annotation, cellular component: cytoplasm. Gene Ontology annotation, molecular function: oxidoreductase activity, acting on the CH-OH group of donors, NAD or NADP as acceptor.
UGUGUAGUCUAAAGUUCAUCAUUUCAAACUCACCCAGAACUCGGAACUAAGUAAGCCAUUUGCACAAUUUGGAUGUCGUCUGCUGAGAAGCCAGGCGCAGACGACCCUUGGAGCUGAAGCUGGAGCAGUCGCUCUGCAAGCAGUUGGAAGUUGGCAGCACAAAAACGAGCACGAAUAAAAUUAUUUGUGGAAGAAGGCAAUAGUAAUUUCAUUUCAAAGGUGGAACAAGAUGAUAAUCCAGGACAAAGUGGCGCUUGUUACUGGUGGGGCACAGGGAAUAGGACGAGCUAUAUGUGAGGCACUGCUGAAAAAGGGAGCUAAGGUAGUUAUUGCCGAUAUCAAUGCAACACAAGGAAAGUUGACGGCAGCAGAACUGGCAGAGCAGUAUGCAGGGAAAGUGAUCUUUACGGAGUGUGACGUCACAAAAGACAAGAGCGUUGAACGAGCAAUUAAAACAGUGAAGGAAGUCUAUGGAACACCCGAUAUCAUAGGUAACAACGCAGGGAUCUUAGAUGAAAGCAUCCCACAGAAAACCAUUGAAGUGAACUUGAUAGGUGUCUUUCGCUUGGCCUCGGCAGCCAUGGACUGUAUGAGAGCAGAUAAUGGUGGCAGCGGUGGGAUCAUCGUUAACACUGCGUCCAUUGCUGGUCUUCUUCAUUUCCCUAGUUUUCCUGCAUACUGUGCAUCAAAACACGGUGUUGUUGGAUUUACAAGAUCUUGUGCUGCAAGCCCUGAUAUGGAAGUGCACAAAGUACGGAUGAACUGUCUGUGUCCGUGUUUGGUUGACACUGAUAUUGUCAAAUGUUGGACCGAGGACGGAGUGAAACAAGGGAAAAUAUUGUCCCUCAAACCUCUUCAGGAUUACGGGAUGCAAGAGAAACUUAAACCAGCGGAAGUGGCUGCUGCGUUCAUAGACUUGGUUGAAGAUGACAACAAGAACGGCGUGGCUCUUAUUGUGCCUAAUGACGGGCCGCCGAAGUGCGCCGAGUUCCCAGCAUACCUGUGAACUGGAGCAAAAUCCGGAAGCACCACCGGAAGCACCACCGGAAGGACAACAGCCCUUUGCCAAUUAUCGCCAGUUAUUACAUGAUAUUAGCUUACAAGUGUCGCCACUGCUCUAUUGUAGAGGGUAAAAAACUGAUGUUUUGUUUGGCUUAUUUGAUAUGCCCUAUCAAAUAUAAUCUAGUAAGAGACGCUAGCAAAGUAACGGACUCAGAGUGUUGCUCUACAUUGAAGUAUCUGGUAUUUGCUUAAACGGAGUUUUUUUAAAGUACGUAGUGACUCUAUAGAUCAGAUGCAGCUGCAUUAAAUAUUCAUUUUGACCUUGUUAUAUCUAUUUCAUACAUGAUAUGUAAUAGAAUUGUAUGUAUAAAUACAUAUUUUUCUUAUAAAAUGCAUGCAGUUAAUUAAUGAAAAUUAGCAAAGUAAGUGAGUGUCUAGACGUUGGCAGAUUGCCACGAUGGAGCCCAUUAUUGUUAGAUGUGUGAGAUAACGACUAUCAACAAUAAAAUA